GCGGAAUAUGAAGUAGAAGCCUUCUGUUUUUCUCCGAGCUUAGAGUCCAACCCCCCCGAAUCAACCUCUGAAAAACAAAAAACGCGGAGCCAUUAAAUCUAAAAUUUGGGCAGGGUGGAGUGAUGGCCGUGUUGGACCCAGCGUCUGGUGUCCAGAGAUGAUAGAGGUGACCUCAGAGUCACCUUUAACCCCUGACCCCCACCACAACCCCUGAGAGCGAGCUGAAACUGAUCACACACAGGCUGCAGUGGGGUCCUCUUCCAAAUGACUACCUCAGGCCUACAGACUGUUUCACUGCAGCCACAGUCCUGAACAACAGCCAGUCAUGACAUCAAGCAUAGGGGAUGAUUCUAGCAUCUUCGAUGGGUCGAUGGAAGAAGAUGAGAAGGACAAAGCAAAACGCGUGUCCCGUAACAAGUCAGAGAAGAAGAGACGCGACCAGUUCAAUGUCCUCAUCAAGGAGCUGGGGACCAUGUUGCCUGGCAUCACACGCAAGAUGGACAAGUCCACCAUCCUGCAGAAGAGCAUCGACUUCCUGUGUAAACACAACGAGACCUCUGCUCAGUCUGAGUCCAGUGAGAUCAGACAGGACUGGAAACCUCCGUUCCUUAGCAACGAGGAGUUCACCCAGCUCAUGCUGGAGGCUCUGGAUGGAUUCUUCAUAGCGAUAAUGACAGACGGGAACAUCAUCUAUGUCUCUGAGAGCGUUACCUCCUUGCUGGAACACCUGCCGUCGGACCUGCAGGACCAGAACCUGUUAGACUUCCUCCCCCUGAAUGAACACUCGGCGGUGUACAAGGCUCUCUCCAAACACCCCUCCGACCCCGAGAGCCUCGGACCAGAGUACCUCAAGACCAAUAACCAGCUGGAGUUUAGUUGCCACGUGUUGAGAGGAACCAUCGACCCGAAAGAACCGGCCGUCUACGAGCACGUCAAAUUCAUCGGCAACUUCAAGUCGAUGAACGACGUCCCCAACACCACCAGGAAUGGUUUAGCAGGAGUGUUACAGAGAUCCCUACAACCUGCCUUUGAUGACCUGGUCUGCUUCGUAGCCACCGUCAGGCUGGCUAAACCACAGUUCAUCAAGGAGAUGUGUACAGUGGCGGAGCCCAAUGAAGAGUUCACCUCCCGACACAGCCUGGAGUGGAAGUUCUUAUUCCUAGAUCACAGGGCUCCACCAAUCAUAGGCUACCUUCCAUUUGAGGUUCUGGGGACGUCGGGCUACGACUACUAUCAUGUGGACGACCUGGAGACACUGGCCAAGUGUCACGAACACUGUACAGGUGUUACCACUCACACACACACCACACCCACAUCUCAGACCACUCACACAUCGGUAUCUCUGACUAUAAUAGGAUCUCUCGUCUCCAUAGCAACAGCCUCCAAGCUCCACAUGGACAUAGCCACGCCCCCUCAUCAGUCACAUGCUGCCUCCACCAUCGAGAUGACAUCACAGAGACGCUCCUCUAUCAGCAGCCAGUCUAUGAGUUCUCAGACCACGGGACACAGUGUGGCUCCCGUCCAUCCUGUCAUACAACAACACCAACAACAACAACAACAUCAGCCAGACGUACAGCCGGUGCUAGAGUUCUCAGCCCAGGUGAAUGUUAUGCAGCACCUGAAGGACCAGCUAGAGCAGAGGACCAGGCUGAUUCAGGCCAACAUCCAGAGACAGCAGGAUGAACUCAGAGCCAUACAGGACCAACUACACAGAGUACAGCCCCCAGCCAUACAGAUGUUCGUGCAGCAGCCGGCCGGAGCGUUGAAUGUCCAGCUGCCUCAGGUGGGGGUGGUGCCACAGGGAGCAGUUCUGACCAAUCAGGUGCAGCAGACUGUCCUAAACCCCGCCCAUACAGGAAGUCAGCUCACCAUUGGGCAGCAGCAGACGCCUCCCCCUCAACAGAACCUCCAACUGCAGCAAAACAACUCUCUCGCUCAGGUAUUCAGCCAAUCACUGGUCCAGCAGCAGCAGCGUCAACAGCAGCAGCAGCAGCAGCAGCAGCAACAGCCUGUCUAUAACAUGAUCAUGUCCCAGCCUGGCCAGCCCAACCUACUACAGAUCAGUACCAGUCUACCACAGAACAACACACAACAGGCUGUAGCCACCUUCACACAAGACAACACUCAGAUACAGUUUCCGGCGGGCCAGCAGUUGGUGACUAAGUUAGUGACAGCUCCCAUGGCAUGUGGAACGGUUAUGGUGCCGACCUCGAUGUUCAUGGGACAACCGGUCAUCGCUUACAACCCCUUCGGAGGGCAGCAGGGUGGUCAGACUCUGACCCUCCAGGCAGCCCAGCCCCAACAGAACCAGCCUGACAGCCAGACACAGACGGCUGUAGUGGCACAGAGUAACCAACAGGGGGCGCAGCAGUUCGUACAGGGCACCCGUCUUCUCCACGGCAACCAGCAGCUGAUCCUCCAGGCAGCAUUCCCCAUGCAACAACAGCAACAGGCCUUCGCCCAGGUAACACAACAACAGUCUCACAACCAGAGGCAUCAGCUGCAGCUGAAACCACAGCCACAGAAACAACCCAAAGGCCCGCCUUCGCACCGGACUGACAGCUCCAGCAGCCAAGCACAGUAGGCCUGGGCGACCCAGGCGUCCAAUCAGAAUCUAUGACCCGAAGGCUGAACCAAUCAGAGGUGUGGAGGGGUGUCCUGGAUUGUGUUGUGUGUUUUUCUAAUGGAACUACAGUGUUGGAGUCACCCAACCCCCCACCUACCGCCCCUACCAAUAUAGCUGCUGUGUUGCCCCCCUCUUAUCUUCCGCCAUAACAAACUGAAUUAUGGGUAACGGUGAGGGUGGCCAGCCCUUCCCCCUAGAAAGCUACUAACUGUGCAGGGUUUGGCUCCGGCUCUGCUCUAACACACCUAUUCAGUUGCUCAUCAGGACCUUGAUGUUCUUCUGGACUGAAUCAGGUGUGUUGGUUAGCGCAGGGCCGGAACAAAAGCCUGCAGUCAGUAGAUCUUCAGGAGGAGGUUUGGCCCCACCUGGAUUACACCUUCCUAAGGAACUCCUCAUCACCAUGGUGACAAUAGUAUGGACCGGAACCAUCGGAACCCUGUAUCCCAUAGCAACCAGGAGGAGCGUUGUUGUUUGUGCGCUGGAGGAGAGACAAACUCGGUGUCCGUGGAAACCCAGUAGAACUCUGCAUUGCCACGGUAACGAGAGACUCCAAAAGGAACGUUGUGGUGAUGGACUGACUCUAUACAGUACAGACGUGUGUAACAUAACCAAGAAAACAUGUAAAUAUCCAUUAUAGCUACAAGGGAAAAAAACGGAAAUUAGUAUUUUAUAUGAUUGCAUGGGUAAAUAACUGUACGUUUUUAUUAGUAACUUUUGACAAAAUGACUUAAGACUUUAUUCAGUGUUUUCCUGGUCAGAUCCUGGUCAGUUCCUGGUCAGAUAUGAGGUGACAGACGUUCAGCUAGUAUGAAGAGCGCCUCUCUCUUCCACCUAAAGGUCUUCGGCCCUGUUCCAACACUUUAGAAAAUGUUUCCGUCGUUCCUCCCUUCCUGCGGUUAUCAAAGUCAUUCCGUUAAGGGUGUGUUUUAUUUGUGUUGGAACGUGGCCCCCCGGAGAGAGAAACGUUUUUAAAAAGAUGUUGUGUCACCGUUGGUUUAAUGGACGGGCUUGGGUUCUAGUGGAAUGCUGGAAAAUGUCGUUUUUUAAACUCAACAUUUUUUUAGUGCCAAUUUUUUUUUAGACUCAACAUUUUUUUAGACUCAACAUUUUUUUAGACUCAACAUUUUUAAACGUUUUAUCAGAACAACAAGCCCGUCUGAUCCAAUCAAAUCAUGACGACCAAACAGACAGACAGGUAAAUACAGUUUAAACCAGACCAGGGGUCGGCGAUAUUACUUAGCCUGGUCCCAGAUCACUUUGGUCUUGUGUUGGCUCAGUUGGUAGAGCAAGGCACUUGCAACCCCAAAGGUUGGGGGUUUGAUUCCAGCUAGGGCCGUCCAUAUGUACGGAUGACUGACUCUAAGCUGCUUUGUACAAAAAAACAAAAACAAACAUCUGCUGAAUUUUCUAUAUGAAUGGUGCUCUCUUACCAACUUGACAACACAACACACAGAUCUGGGACCAUCUGUAACGGGUUUAGUUAUUCCAAGUGCCAAUAGUCACACCACACAGGGUCAGUUGAUUAUAUAUAUAUAUUUUAACAAAGAGGUGUAUAUAUAUUUCCAGAAGUAUAUGACCCUUCUAUCAAGAGUACUGCAUGUAUAUAGAAUGGAUUAUUUUUUAAUGAAGACAGAAACAGAGUCGUAUUAUACAUAACAGACAGUAUAUAUUUAACCUGCCCGUGAUAUUAUAACACUUAAUGAGGUCUAACACAGUAAAUUACAGACCUACAGACAGUAUAUAUUUAACCUGCCCAUGAUAUUAUAACACUUAAUGAGGUCUAACACAGUAAAUUACAGACAGUAUAUCUACCCCAUGAUAUUAUAGCACUUAAUGAGGUCUAACACAGUAAAUUACAGACCUACAGACAGUAAAUCUCCCCCAUGAUAUUAUAACACUUAAUGAGGUCUAACACAGUAAAUUACAGACCUACAGACAGUAAAUCUCCCCCAUGAUAUUAUAGCACUUAAUGAGGUCUAACACAGUAAAUUACAGACAUACAGACAGUAUAUAUUUAACCUGCCCAUGAUAUUAUAACACUUAAUGAGGUCUAACACAGUAAAUUACAGACCUACAGACAGUAUAUAUUUAACCCCUCCAUGAUAUUAUAACACUUAAUGAGGUCUAACACGGUAAAUUAGAGACCUACAUCUCCCCCAUGAUAUUAUAGCACUUAAUGAGGUCUAACACAGUAAUUUACAGACCUACAGACAGUAAAUCUCCCCCAUGAUAUUAUAGCACUUAAUGAGGUCUAACACAGUAAAUUACAGACCUACAGACAGUAUAUCUACCCCAUGAUAUUAAAGCACUUAAUGAGGUCUAACACAGUAAAUUACAGACCUACAGACAGUAUAUCUACCCCAUGAUAUUAUAGCACUUAAUGAGGUCUAACACAGUAAUUUACAGACCUACAGACAGUAUAUAUUAUAGCACUUAAUGAGGUCUAACACAGUAAAUUACAGACCUACAGACAGUAUAUAUUAUAGCACUUAAUGAGGUCUAACACAGUAAAUUACAGACCUACAGACAGUAUAUCUACCCCAUGAUAUUAUAGCACUUAAUGAGGUCUAACACAGUAAAUUACAGACCUACAGACAGUAUAUCUACCCCAUGAUAUUAUAGCACUUAAUGAGGUCUAACACAGUAAAUUACAGACCUACAGACAGUAUAUCUACCCCAUGAUAUUAUAGCACUUAAUGAGGUCUAACACAGUAAAUUACAGACAUACAGACAGUAUAUAUUAUAGCACUUAAUGAGGUCUAACACAGUAAAUUACAGACCUAGCUGUUUUGAAUCUGAAUGUGUGUGUGUGAGAGUAUGCGAGUGUGUGUUCUUGUCCAUGCGUUUACCUCUAGACAUUGUGUGUGUGUGUGUGUGUGUGUGUGUGUGUGUGUGUGUGUGUGUGUGUGUGUGUGUGUGUGUGUGUGUGUGUGUGUGUGUGUGUGUGUGUGUGUUUACAUUAUGUGUGUGUUUACAUUGUGUGGGUUUCCCCCUGUGUCUUAUACUAACUUCCUUAUUCAAGGAUCCACAAUUUGCUGAAUGGUCUCCCCUCAGGAAUAAAACCUCUGUGUCCCAAAUGGGACCCUACUCUC
Salvelinus namaycush (lake trout) is the source of this 5718-nucleotide messenger RNA. It is a transcript of the gene clockb, whose product is annotated as clock circadian regulator b. Bases 326 to 2584 code for a protein of 752 amino acids. Gene Ontology annotation, biological process: regulation of transcription by RNA polymerase II; circadian regulation of gene expression. The record is from RefSeq and is a predicted model, not a curated record. The transcript has 21 exons. NCBI's taxonomy places the organism in Eukaryota, Metazoa, Chordata, Actinopteri, Salmoniformes, Salmonidae. Gene Ontology annotation, molecular function: DNA-binding transcription factor activity, RNA polymerase II-specific; protein dimerization activity; E-box binding. Gene Ontology annotation, cellular component: cytoplasm; nucleus; CLOCK-BMAL transcription complex.